Molecule: messenger RNA, 5413 nt
Organism: Armigeres subalbatus
Lineage: Eukaryota; Metazoa; Arthropoda; Insecta; Diptera; Culicidae
Product: toll-like receptor Tollo
Exons: 1
Coding region: 650-4609 (1319 amino acids)
Biological process (GO): signal transduction
Cellular component (GO): plasma membrane
Molecular function (GO): protein binding
Source: RefSeq, a predicted model, not a curated record
GAGAACCAAACUUCAGUUACAACUUCGACCCUCCUCGGAAUAGGACGCAAAAAUACAAUCGUCCGAGACUUGUGCAGUUUGAAUGACCGAUUUAUAACACCCCCAUCUCUUGAAACUGCUUAUAAGAGAGUGAGUGAGGGAGAGACACAGUUUCCAAAAUAUUCAAAUACUAGUGUUUCGCAUUGAAACUGGUGCGACGGAAAGUGGUUUAUCUCGUGGAGGAUUGUUAAGUUUCUGGAAACGGCUACAACGAUUUCUUGCCGCUAUAACAAAUGAGUGUGAUAUGUUUCGGUGUGUUACGCAAGCGAUAAGAAAAGAUGCUGUCUGCCGAGAAGUGAUGAGAAGAUGAAAUGAAAAACGUGUGACUUUGAAGCGAUCAAACACAGAAGAGCGAACCAGAGUGUGGGAAGCAAUUAUCACGGCGGAUGAAAAGUGCGCGAAUCGGAAUGAUCGAAAUUAUAAUCCAAUGAAAUAAUUGGCACAAAAAUGAAUUUAGAGUCAACGACUAGAAGUGAUUGUUAAAGUGAUUUGGGGGAGAUAAUUAGUUCGUGUUUGGUCCCAAACAGCCAAAAUUAGUGUCUUCAUGUGUUUAAACUGCGUGUGGGUUACCCAGCUCCUUCCUACGUAUUGAUUCCUGUUUACCGAAGAAAUGAUCUACUCAACGAUGGAUUUUCUGAAAAGUUUGCUAUUCCUCACUUUGGUGGCAUCUAUUGCCGCCCGCUCUACACUGAUGAGUCGAAUGGACAUCGCACCGAAGGGAUGCAAAUGGCAGCGGGUGUUCGACGAGAAUGCAGAAGACGAAAAUACCGUGACGACUGUCCUUUCCUGUAAGCUGAAAACAAUCGGCGGCACUGACACCCUGAUGCGUAAUUUGAGCUCCUACCAAAUCGAGCGCAUCAAUUCGCUCAAGCUCGAGUGCAGUGAUAUUUUGUUUUUCGAGAGCUCUCUUGAAGCCAAUCAACAUUCGGGUGCAUUCCUUGGUUCCCUGAAACGCCUACGCGACCUCAAGAUCGAAUACUGUAAAAUAAAGUACGUGCCUUCGAUGGUCCUAUCAACUCUGAGGGACCUCCGCUCGCUUUCGCUAAGGACUCACAACACCGAUUGGUCCGCAAUGAAUUUGGAGUUUCACCCGGAAAGUUUCCGUGGGCUUACUGAGCUCAAACGACUCGAUCUGGCCGAUAAUAACAUUUGGAGCUUGCCAACGGACGUAUUUUGUCCACUGUUUUCCUUGCGGCAGCUGAAUCUGACUAAAAAUCGACUCACUGACAUUUCCCAGCUUGGAUUCUCCGACUGGGGGAAUGGACCAACCGCACCCGGCAAAGCCUGCAACACCGGUUUGGAAGUUCUCGAUCUCUCUUACAACGAUAUUUUAACACUGCCUGAUAAUGGCUUAUCAUCAUUGCGAUCGCUCAACAUUUUACUGCUCCAGGACAAUCUCAUGAACUCUUUGGCUGAUCGCUCUUUUGUCGGCCUCGGUUCACUGAAAGUCCUAAACAUGUCAAGCAACAAACUGGUUGCUCUUCCUCCGGAGCUGUUCCAAUCUCCUCGUGAGCUCCGUCAGAUUUACCUGCAGAAUAAUUCACUCUCAGUCCUGGCUCCUGGCUUGUUGGAAGGCCUUGAUCGGCUCGAAAUCCUGGAUCUGUCCCGCAAUGAACUCACAUCCGAAUGGAUCAACCGGGAUACUUUUGCCGGCCUCAAACGUCUUGUAGUGCUGGACAUCAGCUUCAAUAGCCUCACAAAAAUCGACCGACACGUAUUCCGUGAGCUCUACAGCCUCCAGGUGCUGAACCUUGAGUCCAAUCUGAUUGAAACCAUUGCCGACAAUGCAUUCAGUGAUCUGAAAAAUCUCGUCGCACUUACCCUAUCGAACAACAAGCUGAAACGAAUCGAUCAGCACCACUUCAGCGAGUUGUACGUCCUCAACCAGCUCUACAUAGAAUCCAACGUCAUCGAGUCGAUGCAUCCCCGAGCCUUGGAAAAUCUUACCAACCUUAAUGACCUCAACUUGAAUGACAACCGUUUGACGGAAAUUCCGGAAGGGCUCGGCAAACUGCGCUUCCUGAAAUCGCUCGAUUUCGGUAAAAAUCGAAUCGUCACCGUCUACAACGCAUCCUUCGAGGGUCUGGAACAAUUGCUCGGCCUCCGGCUGGUGGAAAAUCGAAUUACGAACAUUUCCCGGGACGCAUUCGUUACCCUUUCGUCGCUGCACGUGCUCAAUUUGGCUUCGAAUCAGAUUCGUCACAUCGAUCAAUCGGCGUUCAGCUCAAAUCCGACGAUUAGAGCGAUUCGGUUGGAUAACAACGAGCUGGAGGACAUCAGCGGGGUGUUUACAUCGCUGCCGGCGCUCGUCUUUCUGAAUGUGUCGGAUAAUCAGAUUCGGAACUUUGAUUACAGUCAUCUGCCGCCGUCGCUGGAGUGGUUGGAUAUGCAUCAGAACAAUAUCACCGAGCUGGGAAAUUAUUACGACUUGAACAAUCUGCAAAUCAAGAUGUUGGACGUUUCGUUCAACCGGCUGGUGUCGGUGGAUAACAAAAACAUUCCGGAUAGCAUUGAGACGCUGUUUUUGAAUAACAAUAUUUUGGAGGAAGUCGCAGCGGGUACGUUUCUGAAUAAGAAGAACCUUGAAAAGGUGGUGCUGUAUGGUAAUUAUAUUAAGAAGUUGGAGAUUGGAGCGUUGGCGUUGACUCGAGUUGGAGACGACAGAGACAUGCCACAGUUCUACAUUGGCGACAAUCCGAUUCAUUGCGACUGCACGAUGGAGUGGCUGCAGGGUAUCAAUAAGCUGUCCCAUAAGCGGCAGCAUGCCCGGGUGAUGGAUUUGGACACGGUGAUGUGUACCAUGGAGCAUGAACGGGGGGCGUCGAUCCGUCCGUUGAUGGAUUUGAACACACACGAUUUCCUGUGCCAGUAUGAAACGCAUUGCUUCGCUACGUGCCAUUGUUGUGAUUUUGAUGCUUGUGAUUGUAAGAUGACUUGCCCGGAUCGGUGUAGUUGCUACCAUGACCAUACCUGGAAGACAAACAUUGUCGAUUGCGGCAAUGCUGACUAUACUGAGGUUCCCGAGCAUAUUCCGAUGGAUGCCACCACCAUCUAUCUGGACGGUAAUGAUUUGAAACAGCUGGGAAGUCAUCAGUUUAUCGGGAAGAAGAAAUUGGAAGUGCUUUAUCUGAACAAUAGUAACAUCGCUAAUGUGCAUAAUAGGACAUUUAAUGGGAUUCCAAGUUUAAGAGUGUUGCACCUGGAGAACAAUUACAUUGAAGAACUGCGUGGUUUUGAGUUUGAUCAAUUGACCAAUUUGAAUGAACUGUAUUUGGACCAUAACAAAAUUGGCUACGUUGGUGACAAAGCUUUCGAGAAUCUGAAGUUUUUGGAAGUGAUCAAUCUGAGUGACAAUAAAAUAAGUGGAUUUUCGCCUUGGCAAGCAUUGACUGCGGCGUCAGAGACGGGGUCGUUGCGGCAGGUUUCUCUGGAAGGGAAUAGGUGGAAAUGUGAUUGCGAAUCGUUGCACAAACUGCAAAGGUGGAUCAGAGACGUUAGCGGUGAUUUCGACAUUGAUCGAAUGAUUUGUUCGGACAAUCGAGUGGUUGGCGAUGUUAUUAGUUCCUGUGAAAGUCGGAUGGAGUUUGACAACGAAGUGGCCCCACCAGCGGUGCAUCGUACGGUGCUGAUGGGGCACGGACUGAUUGGAGGUGGGUACGUUCCACUCUUGGCCGCAAUAAUUGUGGCAAUUAUCGGGACGGCACUGAUAGUGGCACUGGCUUGUGUCUUCCGGCAAGAUGUGCGGCUGUGGGCGCAUGCCAAGUAUGGUGUGCGAUUAGUGAAGGAUCCAAUUAUAAUGGCCAGCAACCAGCAGGACAGCGACAAACUUUACGAUAGCUACGUUGUGUACAGCAUUCACGAUAACGAGUUCGUUGGAAGACUAUUGGGAGCGGAGUUGCAGCACUACGGUUAUUCGAUUUGUCUACAUCAUCGGGAUGUUCAUUCGAAUACGUUCCUCUCGGAUUCACUGCAGAAUGCAGCGGAUGCUUCGAAGAAGGUUAUCUUAGUGGUGUCGAUGAACUUUUUGCAAAACGAGUGGUCUCAGCCCCAGUUUCGUGUUGCUCUGCAAUCGGUGAUUGAAAACAUUCGGCCAGCUUACCGGAGACACAAGAUUGUGGUCGUGCUGACUGCACCCGUGGAACUGGUGGCCAUGGAUCCCAUCAUGAAUCUUCUGAUACGAACGUGCACCGUUGCAUGCUGGGGUGAACGUAAAUUCUGGGACAAGCUUCGGUACGCCCUACCGGACGUCAACAAGGAUCGAACGCUGAAAAAGUUGGGCGACAUUACGCGGAGCCCCAACCUUCGGUACACUCCGGCUCCGACUGCUUUGGAUCAGUGGUGCAAAAUCAGUCAUCCGGGAGUGGCCAUGCCGGUAGCCGUACCUCAGAGUACACCUUCACAGAGUACCUGCAACACGGAGGACGAGUCCUCCUCGGCUUCGUCGCAGCAUUACGAGGCUCCGCAGUCCCACUACAACAUGAGCCGCUCCAGUGCCUCGCUUGGUCACGUGUACUCCACGAUACCGGAGACGCCCCAGAUGGGACGCAACGGAAGAGCUUAUUUCGUGUAAGAUAUGCCUGUGAACCACUAGACUAAACUGCUACUUUGUUUUGUAGUUGUAUACAAUUAUGUUAGCUUAACUCUCAGUUACUCUGUGUGAAAUGUGUAUAUUUGUACAGUAAACAAACCAACAAAUCUCAUAGUCAUGUUAUGGAUCGAGUCAAUUCAGUUCGUUUUCAUAAAAAUGUUACAGGAACGUUACAUUGAUUACACAAAUAAGGCAAGGAUUUUACGCUUGCUGCAUUUCUUAUUUGCCAAAUAUAAUUAACGGUGUAUUAUGAUUCGCUCAAAGAUACUAUUAUAUAGGAUUGAAAUCGGAAUCGAAAAAUGUCAUACGCUAGAAACUAUUUUAACCCCCAUUUUCGGAACGAGUGUACUUCAGAAACGAAGAGAAUGCCCAAGAAGAGAACAAUUAUGACUUAAUAAACGUGAUACUAGUUUUUAUAAAUUACUAUUAUUAACUGAACGAAAUAAAUUGACUAUUAAUCUUAAGUGUAUUCAAUGCCAGAUAACAAAGCUACAUAAAUAAAUUUCAUAUAUUUAAACAAAAAUCGGCCUGCAUAGCCGAACUACUACUUGAUAAUAAUUUCGGCGAGUCUCCAUGGGAAAAUUAAAUAUGUUACAGAAAGGAAAAGGAGACGCGACAGAGUUAUUAGUUACCGCCAUUAGAUGUAUAUUGAGAAUACAAAAAAGCAACUACACACUGCAAGCCCUAGAGCUCCAUACAAAAAUUUGUAUAUUUGAUUAUAGGAUAAUAAUUUAUUUCUAACGGAAGAAAAAGAACGAAAUACAACUCUCAAUUGAUGAAAACAAA